CCUCUAAUCUGACAUUAACUCUGCCUCCACCAGGAACUGAUGCCCUGAAAACUGCUUCUACACACCCAGCUGCUGGAAUAGUUUGCAGCAUGAUAUUAGACUGACAUCUAAUCAUGUUUCUUUUAAAACAUCCUGAAUAAGUCACUAGUUAGUGAGGAAAUAAUCCUAACGUGGGCGUAGUCAAAGGAUUUACCUGUUCUGUUGUUUUUCAGCGUUAAUCUUAGUGGCUGAACGUGAUGAGCUGCUAGUUUUCUACUGACUGGUGUUUUUAGAACCAGAAAGGAGCGCUGGGAGAACAGUGCUGGCUGAGCUAGGGACGAAUGGGAGCCUGAAGAAAAAGCUGUGAGCAGGACGGAGGUUCUGCUGGUUCUGCUGGUUCUGCUGGUUCUGAGGAAGGCUGUUAGCAGAAAGUUGGUCUUUUCUCUGGAGAGCAGAAAACUCCCUGAGUGAGAGAGAAAGAAGAAGCAGGAGCAGAGGAGGAAGGAACCUGCUGCUUUCUGAGAACACCACUGUUCAGGAACCGCUGGCAGCCCACAUGUCAGCUGGAUAUAAAGGCAGCGGGUCGGACCGGUCCUGCACACACUUCCAGAACCUCCAUCAGGAACCAUGAAGAUCCUGCUGACUCUCUGCCUCCUGACCUUCCUCUGCCUGCUGUCUCCCAGCUCUGCAGGUCCAGUCAGUCAGCAGCUGAUGAUGUCCCUGGGUUCCUGCUGUUCUCAGCACAGCAACGUGACGGUUCCUGUAGGGAAGGUGAAGGACCUGCAGAUGUCUCCCAGCCACUGCAAACUCCGCUCCGUCAUAGUCAGCACUCAGAAAGGGAAGCGGUUCUGCCUGGAUCCCAGCGGGAGCUGGACCCAGAAACUACAGAGAGAGUUUGGCAGAGAGAGACGCCUGCACUGAAUCCGGAUCAGAACCGAGUCCGUUUGUGCAGCCAGAAUCACUUUGAUGUAAAGGAUGUUUUCAAAGAGCCGCUGGACGAGUCGCUGAGGGACCGAUCCACAACUUCACCGGAUCCUUUAGGAUUUUACAGAAACUCUUCCUCCUGGUUUGUUUGGCGGCUAGAAAAGCUGCUGCUGUAAAACUCUGAGAGCAGAAGUUCUGCUCAUCUUCAUGUUUUCAUGCACUUUACUCAGCAAAGUUACUCAUUUCAUAAUAAAACAUUUACUUUUCUAUCUGCUGUCCUCUGAGACUCUUCUGUGGUUCUUUUCUACGUCUGGAGAUGAAAAUGCUUGAAGAGCUGAGGUCUGGAUCAGGAACUUUUCUUCCGUUUCUCAUCAGGAGAAACACGUUUUCAGGCCUUUAAAGCUUCAGGAUGUGAAAUUAUCACAAUUAUUCAUAAAGUUACUCAUUUCAUAAUAAAACAUUAACUUUUCUAUUUG
Molecule: messenger RNA, 1379 nt
Organism: Fundulus heteroclitus (mummichog)
Lineage: Eukaryota; Metazoa; Chordata; Actinopteri; Cyprinodontiformes; Fundulidae
Product: C-C motif chemokine 13-like
Exons: 3
Coding region: 607-900 (97 amino acids)
Biological process (GO): positive regulation of ERK1 and ERK2 cascade; cellular response to interleukin-1; inflammatory response
Cellular component (GO): extracellular region
Molecular function (GO): CCR chemokine receptor binding; chemokine activity
Source: RefSeq, a predicted model, not a curated record